This is a messenger RNA of Malaya genurostris, 708 nucleotides long. RefSeq names its product cuticle protein CP14.6-like. Lineage: Eukaryota; Metazoa; Arthropoda; Insecta; Diptera; Culicidae. Gene Ontology annotation, molecular function: structural constituent of chitin-based larval cuticle. Gene Ontology annotation, cellular component: chitin-based extracellular matrix. The record is from RefSeq and is a predicted model, not a curated record. The coding region runs from base 173 to 592 and encodes 139 amino acids. The transcript has 2 exons.
GGAUCUUCGCGUGCAACACCCAGCUGAUCGUUCGUUCCCCAGCUGUUCGGCUUGAUUGGUCAAAAACGUUUAAAACCACAGGUGACAUCUGAAAACGGUAUCAGUCGUUUCUAGUCAUCGAGGUUUUCGAAACAGUUCUUGUCGUUCGGCCAACAAGCAGAUCUACACGAAAAUGUACAAUCAAUUGCUUAUCGUACUACUGGUGACAGCAACCGUUGUCUCAGCAAUCCCUGUUCCCGAAGGCGAUGCCGAUGCUACCGUUCUGGGUCAGGAGCUAAUUAUCAACGGAGAUGGCAGCUACGCGUUCAGCUACGAAACCAGCAACGGAAUCAAGGGCAGCCAGCAAAGCAGUGACGGUAUCAACGCAGAGGGUGGAUAUUCCUAUACCGGUCCGGAUGGAGUGGAAUACCAGUUGAGCUAUGUGGCUGAUGAGCACGGUUUCCAGCCGAAGGGUGCGCAUCUCCCGGUGGAACCACCGGCACCAGAUUACGUAAUCAAAAUGCUGGAAGAUCUACGAGCUACCAAUGACCCAGAGUUCAACCUGGAAGCGCUGGAUGCGACCAUAGCGAGGCUGAAGGCUACGCAGGUUUAAGCUAAUGUGUUUAUACGAUAAGCGUUGAGUAGGUUCCUGGUUUAUGGAAUUUUGUACAUAUUUCACACAGACUAAGUUGGUUAGUGCAAUUAAACAUACAAAACAUUGAAGUUUUU